UCAUGUGACAUGGAAAUUUUAAGGGUUUGUCGUCUCUGCCUAGUUACUAUUCGUCUCAGUGCUGGGCUGGACUGACGCUGUCAAGAGGUAAUCCAGAAUGUAUCAUCUAGUUUUUCUGUCCGGACUGCUGGCUUUUGCCUCUAGUUUACCAUGUGAUCCUUCUGGAUCAAACAGUGAGCUGCUGCUUUCACUGAAUAAGGAUCUUCUUCGUUCUCUGGAGGGACAGGAAGGACUCCCCAAUCCCAGUGUCCACUUGGCAUUACGGCUCUCAGAAACCCACAACCUCGCCAAAGAAGGGCAACACCUGAACAGACUGAAAAAUCAUUUCCACAAUGACAUUCAAAGCGCCCUCGCUGUCAGCCAGCCCAUGGUCGGACGCUUGGCGUUAUACACGCUGGCCCUGAAGUCAUCGUGUUAUGAUCUCAACACAAUCCACUUCACUGUUGGUGACAAGAGUGAGACGCUGCUGACGCACCUCAAGAAGCAGAUGGAGCAAGAGAAAGAAUACAUUUCCUUCAGCCAACGUCCUUUGACCAACUAUUACCAGUACUCGCUGGGUGUGCUCGCUCUGUGCGUGAGCGGCAUCAGGGUCAACAACCACGUCGCCAACAAACUCAUCAAGGCAGUAGAAAAUGAAUAUUUCACACAUGGAGACACAGACAGCAUCGAUACCUAUGCAAUGGCGGCAAUGGCCCUGCAGUGUGUGAAGAAUGCUGGAUCCCAUGAUCACAAUGCUGCUGAGCUUGAGACGGCCCUGACCAAGAUCAAGCAGAAGCUCUUGGCAUCUCGAAGGCCCGAUGGUCAUAUUGGCAAUGAGUUCAGCACUGGCCUUGCCGUACAAGCUUUACUGGCGAUGGGCAGCCAGGUGUCAGAGUGUGCUGCUCCAAUGGAGGCCAUGAGGAGGGAUGCCAGAGGCAACACGUACCACAACCCCAUGGCCAUAUCUCAGGUCCUGCCAGCUCUCCAGCAGAAAUCCUACUUGGCAGUCCAAAGCAAGGAGUGCCUCAAUGAAGACAACAAUUUGGUUCUUGAGCCCACCGACCCUGUGGUAGUUCUGCCCAGUGACACCAAAGUGGCCGUGAUGGUGGAAGUGGUGACAUCCAGCGGGUCAUCUGCUGUUUAUUCCCUGAAUGUACCAAAGGGAAGCUCUCUGUUGGAGGCCCUCCAGCUCCUCAAGGGAAAAAACGUUGGCUUCACGUUUGAGCAGGAAUCAAGCCUGUGGGGGCCGUUCUUAAGUGUGGUGAAUGGAGAGCGGGCCAGACAGAGCGACCGCAGAUACUGGCACCUCUCCUCUGGUGACACGGCUCUCACUCAAGGCAUCCGUGAUUUCAAAAUAGAAGUCGAUCAAAAGAUAACCAUCAAAAACACAAGCUUUUAAAGGUGCCAUCAAUCACUAGUGAUCAAUUUGGACCAAAGCAAACACCUUUGAUUUCUUUCAGCCCUUAAUUGUUUUUAAACGAUGAUGUUAUGUCAAUUGUUGAUUUAAUCUGUGAAUGUUUCUAAUGCUUCUUCCUUACUGUUGCAUUGCUAAUAGGUAUGAGAGAUAGAUAUGUGUUGUUGAACAGACUGUGGUCAUUUAAAAGGGAGAUUUAUUAUGCAUUCUUUAAAAAUAGGUGGUUGUUCAAUAAAAUGGGAAUGUUCAUGUA
Molecule: messenger RNA, 1646 nt
Organism: Dunckerocampus dactyliophorus (ringed pipefish)
Lineage: Eukaryota; Metazoa; Chordata; Actinopteri; Syngnathiformes; Syngnathidae
Gene: tcn2
Product: transcobalamin II
Exons: 10
Coding region: 98-1378 (426 amino acids)
Biological process (GO): cobalamin transport
Molecular function (GO): cobalamin binding
Source: RefSeq, a predicted model, not a curated record